UCCCGCGGGGUAGACGCCGGCCUCUUCUGGCGACGGAGGACGGGCCGUACCCCUUUCCGUUUUCGGUGGAAAGACUCGAAGGGAACAACGCGGAUUCCGCCUCGGAGGACGAGGGAGGAGCCAAACAGCCUUCGAAUUCCGGGAAAAUAACUGAAAUGAGUUUUUUUCAGAAUGCGGCCUUCCUUCCGUCCGUCUGACUUCCGGAUCUUUCUGUCGACGUGUCUGUGGGCGGUUCUGGUCUCGCGCGGCCGUUCGUGUCUGGAACGAAGAGAUUCGGGCUAUCUACGGAUCGAUUGCGAAGGGAAUGAAAGUCUCCCCUCUUCCGUUUCCGGCGACCAUCGACGUCUUGACCUGGCCAACGCAGAACUGGACCGAGCGCCCGACGACUUCUUCGGAAAAAUCGACCCGGUUCGUCUCAGACUCUUCGCUUUCGAAGUGUACGACGACUUCCGCCCGCGAACCAAAGGUGCUUUGCGAAGUCUGGAAGUGUACGACACGCGCUCCGUCUUCUCGUGGACGUUUUCCCCACGACACCUAGCCAACCUGACGCAUCUGGUGCUGGACAACGCGGGAGUGUAUUUUGCGGGCGAAGAGCUGAACCAGCUGACUUCCCUCCGCUUCCUGGAGGUGCGCGACUCGUCCCUGGCCUGGACGUCCCCCGACGGUUUCGCUAAUCUGAAGGAGCUUCGUCUUCUGUGUCUGAGCGGCAAUCUUCUGAAGACGUUCCGCCGAAACUACCUGCCCAACCCCGCUCCUCACCUGUGGCACCUGGACCUCAGCUUCAACAGAAUCGUGGAACUGCCCGCCGACUUCUCCGUCGGCCUGCCCCGCCUGAGGGAGCUGAAGCUGGACCACAAUCGACUCCGAAGACUUCCAGACGAGACCGCGCCCCUUUGCCACCUGCGAGAACUCUGGAUUCACGGUAACCCGCUGUGCGAAGAGAAAGAAGUAAAAGAUCAGUCGCAGUGCUACCCCCCCGACUCGCUUUGUUCCUUCUGUCAAAAAUAAACGUGGCCGUAUUUUCAUCACUCCGAAGAAAGUGUCCGCCGUCGACUUUUUUGGCAGCGGAAAUUUAGUAGUUGUGGUUUGAACAAGUUUUAGUCCAUUUUAAAAUAAAAAUCUUUUGACUUCUUAA
Centruroides sculpturatus (bark scorpion) is the source of this 1135-nucleotide messenger RNA. RefSeq names its product chondroadherin-like protein. The coding region runs from base 172 to 1008 and encodes 278 amino acids. Gene Ontology annotation, molecular function: protein binding. The record is from RefSeq and is a predicted model, not a curated record. NCBI's taxonomy places the organism in Eukaryota, Metazoa, Arthropoda, Arachnida, Scorpiones, Buthidae. The transcript has 3 exons.